Messenger RNA from Hevea brasiliensis (rubber tree), 2352 nucleotides. RefSeq lists its product as uncharacterized. Gene Ontology annotation, biological process: mitochondrion organization. The coding region runs from base 214 to 2175 and encodes 653 amino acids. Gene Ontology annotation, molecular function: zinc ion binding; ATP binding; ATP hydrolysis activity. NCBI's taxonomy places the organism in Eukaryota, Viridiplantae, Streptophyta, Magnoliopsida, Malpighiales, Euphorbiaceae. Gene Ontology annotation, cellular component: mitochondrion. The transcript is spliced from 8 exons. The record is from RefSeq and is a predicted model, not a curated record.
AAACCCUACCAAAACCUUUUCUUGGCCUCUCGCAACUCUAGGGUCUGCCAUUAAUGGAAACUACAAUAACCUUCUCUCCUCUUCUUUUCUUGUUCUUCAAGCAUAAAAUAACAAAUAUCUGAAAACCCUUUCUUCAAUUCAACCAAACCCCUGGAGUGGAGGGUUUAUGUAGCUUUUCUUUAACAGGAUUUUCAAGUAAGGAAAGAAGAGAGAAUGGGGAAAACGUAUGCAGUAGGGCUAAUCUCUGCUCUAGCAGCCUCUGCUUCUCUCUCCCAGACUAACUCCAUUGCCUUUGCUGAUACCCCUUUCAACUUCUCUACAUUAUUUCCCUCCUCUUCGUCUUCCACUACAUCAAAUGCUUCUUCUCAGUCUCCUUCAUUUUCUACUUCUGGUCAAUCUCCGCCCUCCAAUUCGGCUCAAUCUGCGGUGGCUAAUGCUGUGGAUUCUGUUCCUAAAGCUACAAGGAACGAUAACCCUAGGACGACGUCGGCUGGGUUCGAUCCGGAGGCACUCGAGAGAGGUGCCAAAGCCUUAAGGGAGAUUGCCUCUUCUAGUCAUGCUAAGAAGGUGUUUGAAGUGAUGAAGACGCAAGAAGCAACAAGGCAGGCAGAAUGGGCAGCGAAGGCUUCAGAAUUUAAGGCAACGCAAGCACAAGCUGAAACUGAGAGACAAAGGGUAAUAUAUGAUGAACAGAAAAAGUUGGCUCAACAUCAGGCACAAACUAAAUCCCAGAUGGCUCGUUAUGAGGAUGAAUUGGCAAGAAAAAGGAUGCAGGCUGAUAACGAAUACCAAAGAGCAAGGAAUCAGGAGCUUGUCAAACUGCAAGAAGAAUCAUCAAUAAGGCAGGAGCAAGCUCGACGAGCCACAGAAGAACAGAUUCAAGCACAACGGCGCCAGACAGAGAGAGAAAAGGCUGAUAUAGAACGGGAAACAAUCAGGGUGAGAGCUAUGGCAGAAGCUGAAGGGAGAGCCCAUGAAGCAAAGCUAGCUGAAGAUGUUAACAGGCGAAUGCUGAUUGAUCGUGCAAAUGCUGAAAGAGAGAAGUGGGUGGCCGCUAUUAAUACAACUUUUGACCAUAUUGGAGGGGGUUUACGAGCCAUUUUAACAGACCAAAAUAAGUUAGUUGUUGCUGUGGGAGGAGUGACCGCUCUUGCCGCUGGGAUUUAUACAACAAGAGAAGGUGCAAAGGUGAUUUGGAGCUAUGUGGAUAGAAUAUUGGGACAACCAUCACUUAUCAGAGAGUCUUCCCGAGGGAAAUACCCUUGGUCUGGAUUUUUCACCCGUACCAUGAGCACUUUAUCACAUAGUGCCAAUAAAGGGUCUUCCAAAAAUGGAAAUGGCUUUGGUGAUGUGAUUCUUCAUCCUUCUCUUCAGAAAAGAAUUGAACAACUGUCCAAUGCAACUGCCAAUACAAAAUCCCAUCAAGCACCUUUCCGAAACAUGCUUUUCUAUGGACCUCCAGGAACAGGAAAAACAAUGGCUGCCAGAGAGCUUGCUCGAAAAUCUGGAUUAGAUUAUGCAUUGAUGACUGGUGGUGAUGUUGCUCCGCUGGGAUCACAGGCUGUUACCAAAAUACACCAGUUAUUCGAUUGGGCUAAGAAGUCCAAGAGGGGUUUGUUGCUGUUCAUUGAUGAAGCAGAUGCAUUUUUGUGCGAGCGGAACAAGACCUACAUGAGUGAAGCUCAAAGAAGUGCACUCAAUGCUCUUCUUUUCCGCACUGGUGACCAAUCAAAGGAUAUAGUCCUUGCUCUUGCCACAAAUCGUCCAGGUGAUCUUGAUUCUGCUGUAGCAGAUCGUAUUGAUGAAGUCCUGGAAUUCCCUUUGCCUGGGGAAGAGGAACGCUUCAAGCUGCUCAAACUCUAUUUGGACAAGUAUAUAGCUCAGGCCGGAUCAAGAAAAUCUGGCGGUUGGUUUCAAAAUUUGUUCAAAAAACAGCAGCAGAAGAUUGAGAUCAGGGGACUGACUGAUGACAUCUUAAAGGAAGCAGCAGCAAAAACGGAGGGAUUUUCUGGGAGAGAAAUAGCAAAAUUGAUGGCAAGUAUCCAAGCUGCAGUUUAUGGGAGUCAGAAUUGUGUACUUGAUCCAAGCCUGUUUCGUGAAGUGGUAGAUUAUAAAGUUGCAGAACAUCAACAGAGGAGUAAACUGGCAUCAAAAUCAGAUGGAAAAAGUGCUUAGUAGUAUCGCUUGAAUUAUACUUGUUCUAUUGGGUUGUUUGUAGGUAGGUGAGCAUAUACUUGGUAACCAUAAAAGCCACAUUCUUUUUGGUUCAGGGCAUCAUGUUGUUCUCAUUAUUUGCCCCUGCUGAUGGGGGAUUUUUGGAUUUUGCUUAUUCGAGUAUAUUAUUAGAUGUCA